GGAAUGGAUCUGGAAGUUGCAUGCUCCCUCCACGCUGGGUUUCACACGAGUGGAUGGCACUUACUGGUGGCCACGGGAGAGAAUUGACGGGCAGCAUGAAAUUUUCGAGGCUUUUGAGUUUUGACACAUAGUGGGGAGUUUUGGUGGAUAACGGAUCAUACCACCGUAGGUUGAGGACGCUUGCCAUAUCUCUUGGCAGCGUGCAUUUCUUGCACUUGCAGUCUUGCCCCCAGUAGGGCGGGCCCUGGUCGUGGACGUGUGGGCGCGGGACCGGGCUGGGUUGCUGCUUCUUGGCCGAAUGUGGAAAGGUGGGGGCUGCAUCAACCCUCUUAACCUCGAUGCAUGCACAGGGACAGCAUCGAUGCGAGUGACAACGGGCCCAGGACAGGGCCACAACUGCAGAGGCGCGGCAACCCUGCCGGGAUCUGAAUAUCUGCUUCACGGGUGCUUUUUUUGGCCCAAAAAACAGCUCAUCGUGGUGAUCGCGUGCCCUCGCACCCGCUUCGGUUGUUUUAGCCGCUUCUCCUUGGCAUCUGCUUGGCUCCUGCUGGGCUUCUUCUCUCCCGUCGCAUUGCCGCGGUUCCGAGGUGCAAAAAAGGUUCGUGGACAUACCUCUGUACUGGACAACGAUACCACAGUAUAUCCCACGGCCACGAAAGCACCGGCGUCGAAUGUGGCCAUCAUCCUCCCGGAGAUGCGCGCAGCAUGGCGUAUAUGGGACGGGAGCCAGGGAGCCCGCCCUCAGACUCGUAAAACCCCACUAUCCAGCUCUGUAGCGGCGAGCCAGCGAAAAAGGGAUAAGGGUUUGAAAGCGCUCCCGCGAGGCAUACGAAAGUGCCACACCAUAUCGAAUGUUGUCACCGUCGAGUGCGUGCUUCACUCUCUGCCGGAGAAGAGCAUGCGCCUCCUUUGGUCCCUCGGACGACGCCACACCAGGACCAAGACGGACGUCCAAUGCUGGCUCUUGAGAUCAUCCAGAUAAUGCAGCACCGCUCCGAUUGCCAAGAUCGGCUCCAAGUUCUCGGCGCGGGCUGAAGCUUUUUUCCAAGCCGCAGAAGCACGCCAC
Molecule: messenger RNA, 1066 nt
Organism: Hyaloscypha bicolor E
Lineage: Eukaryota; Fungi; Ascomycota; Leotiomycetes; Helotiales; Hyaloscyphaceae
Exons: 1
Coding region: 299-982 (227 amino acids)
Source: RefSeq, a predicted model, not a curated record